AUGAAAUUCUUCGCAGUUCUUGCACUUUGUGUCGUUGGAGCUAUUGCUUCCCCAUUGUCUGCUGACGAAGCAGCAAUUGUUAAGUCAUCAUGGGAUCAAGUCAAGCACAAUGAAGUUGACAUUCUUGCUGCUGUUUUUGCUGCAUACCCAGACAUCCAGGCUAAGUUCCCACAGUUCGCUGGAAAGGAUCUCGCUUCAAUUAAGGAUACUGCCGCAUUCGCAACACACGCAACAAGAAUUGUUUCAUUCUUCACAGAAGUAAUUUCUCUCUCAGGAAAUCAAGCCAACCUUUCAGCCGUUUACGCACUCGUCUCAAAAUUGGGAGUUGAUCACAAAGCACGUGGAAUCUCAGCUGCUCAAUUCGGUGAAUUCAGAACUGCUCUCGUUUCAUACCUACAAGCUCAUGUCUCAUGGGGUGACAAUGUUGCUGCUGCUUGGAAUCACGCUUUAGAUAACACUUAUGCAGUUGCACUCAAGUCUCUUGAAUAA
Molecule: messenger RNA, 489 nt
Organism: Chironomus riparius
Lineage: Eukaryota; Metazoa; Arthropoda; Insecta; Diptera; Chironomidae
Source: the annotation of a GenBank genome assembly